This is a messenger RNA of Phodopus roborovskii (desert hamster), 1952 nucleotides long. It is a transcript of the gene Actb, whose product is annotated as actin beta. The transcript has 6 exons. Bases 171 to 1298 code for a protein of 375 amino acids. The record is from RefSeq and is a predicted model, not a curated record. Lineage: Eukaryota; Metazoa; Chordata; Mammalia; Rodentia; Cricetidae.
AAUCAGCGUUCGCCGUUCCGAAAGUUGCCUUUUAUGGCUCGAGUGGCCGCUGUGGCGUCCUAUAAAACCCGGCGGCGCAACGCGCAACCACUGUCGAGUCCGCGUCCACCCGCGAGCACAGGCCUCUCGCAGCUCUUUCUUCGCCGCUCCACACCCGCCACCAGUUCGCCAUGGAUGACGAUAUCGCUGCGCUCGUUGUCGACAACGGCUCCGGCAUGUGCAAAGCCGGCUUCGCGGGCGACGACGCUCCCCGAGCUGUCUUCCCCUCCAUCGUGGGCCGCCCUAGGCACCAGGGCGUGAUGGUGGGUAUGGGCCAGAAGGACUCCUACGUGGGUGACGAGGCCCAGAGCAAGAGAGGUAUUCUGACCCUGAAGUACCCCAUUGAACACGGCAUUGUCACCAACUGGGACGACAUGGAGAAGAUCUGGCAUCACACCUUCUACAACGAGCUUCGUGUGGCCCCCGAGGAGCACCCUGUGUUGCUCACCGAGGCCCCCCUGAACCCCAAGGCUAACCGUGAAAAGAUGACCCAGAUCAUGUUUGAGACCUUCAACACCCCUGCCAUGUACGUAGCCAUUCAGGCCGUGCUGUCCCUGUAUGCCUCUGGUCGUACCACUGGCAUUGUGAUGGACUCCGGAGACGGGGUCACCCACACUGUGCCCAUCUAUGAGGGCUACGCUCUCCCUCAUGCCAUCCUGCGUCUGGACCUGGCUGGCCGGGACCUGACAGACUACCUCAUGAAGAUCCUGACCGAGCGUGGCUACAGCUUCACCACCACAGCUGAGAGGGAAAUCGUGCGUGACAUCAAAGAGAAGCUGUGCUAUGUUGCCCUGGACUUCGAGCAAGAGAUGGCCACUGCUGCAUCCUCUUCCUCCCUGGAGAAGAGCUAUGAGCUGCCUGAUGGCCAGGUCAUCACUAUUGGCAAUGAGCGGUUCCGUUGCCCCGAGGCUCUUUUCCAGCCUUCCUUCUUGGGUAUGGAAUCCUGUGGCAUCCAUGAAACUACAUUCAAUUCCAUCAUGAAGUGUGAUGUUGACAUCCGCAAAGACCUCUAUGCCAACACAGUGCUGUCUGGUGGUACCACCAUGUACCCAGGCAUUGCUGACCGGAUGCAGAAGGAGAUCACUGCUCUGGCUCCCAGCACCAUGAAGAUCAAGAUCAUUGCUCCUCCUGAGCGCAAAUACUCUGUGUGGAUCGGUGGCUCCAUCUUGGCCUCACUGUCCACCUUCCAGCAGAUGUGGAUCAGCAAGCAGGAAUACGAUGAGUCUGGUCCCUCCAUCGUCCACCGCAAAUGCUUCUAGGCGGACUGUUACUGAGCUGCGUUUUACACCCUUUGACAAAACCUAACUUGCGCAGAAAAAAAAAAAUGAGACAACAUUGGCAUGGCUUUGGUUUUUUGUUUUUGUUUUUUUCUAAUUUUUUAAAAAAAUGUUUUGUUUUUUGUUUUGUUUUGGCGCUUUUGACUCAGGAUUUAAAAACUGGAACGGUGAAGGCGACAGCAGUCGGUUGGAGCAAGCAUCCCCCAAAGUUCUACAAUGUGGCUGAGGACUUUGAUUGUACAUUUUUUUUUUUUUUUUGUUUCUUUUUUAAGUCAUUCCAAAUACCCAUGAGAUGGCUACAGGAAGUCCCUCACCCUCCCAAAUGCCACCCCCAUUCCAUAGAGGAGGAUGGCUGAGUCCAUGCCCUGAGUCCACACCGGGGAGGUGACAGCAUUGCUUCUGUGUAAAUUAUGUACUGCAAAAAUUUUUUUAAAUCUUCCGCCUUAAUACUUUUUGUUUUUGAAUGGUCAGCCAUCGUGGCCCUCUUUUUUUUUUUUUUUUUUUUUUUUUUUGUCCCCCCAACUUGAUGUAUGAAGGCUUUGGUCUCCCUGGGAGUGGGUUGAGGUGUUGAGGCAGCCAGGGCUUGCCUGUACACUGACUUGAGACCAGUUUAAUAAAGUGCACACCUUACAAACA